This is a messenger RNA of Peromyscus eremicus (cactus mouse), 1022 nucleotides long. RefSeq names its product proline-rich protein 2-like. The transcript is spliced from 4 exons. Lineage: Eukaryota; Metazoa; Chordata; Mammalia; Rodentia; Cricetidae. The record is from RefSeq and is a predicted model, not a curated record. Bases 1 to 798 code for a protein of 265 amino acids.
AUGGCCAAAGGACGCAGGGAGGGGCAGACACAGAGCCCCAACUCCCGGCCAGACGCGACAGCGGGCUUUCCCCAGCGCCGCUUCACUGCCAAGGAGGCGGAAACCCCGGCGGGGGCGGGGCGGGAGGGGCGUGGCAUCGCAGCCCCGAACGCGCCUUCCGGCCAACCGGAUCCCACGAAGGCGGGGGAACACGGGCUUCACGCCCCCUCGCCGCCGCGCCCUGAAAGCCGCACGCGGGAGACCCCCUUCCUGUCCCGCACACCCCGCGGGCCCAAAGCAAUGCAGCCCAAGGCCCCACCCACAUGGAGAGGAGGGGCGGGGCCGCAGCCGCGGGUAUUUAGCGCGAGCCCGUCCCGCCCCUUUCUCCACCACCGCACGCGCGCCGGCCCCGCCUCUGAUCGGCGGGACGAGGGCCCGCCCCUCCGUGCGCACCGGGACUACGCUCUCCUCCCCCUCCCGCACGGAGUGCGGCCCCGCUCCGCCCCCCAUAGCCACGCACGGGAAGCCGAGGCUGCAAUAUUAUUGGAGGAAGAAAAGCACCUCGUCACACCUCAUUGGACAGUCCCACAUAUCCCGCCCCACUACCGCCCCAGCCACAGGCCUAACAAAUCGGCUCCCGCCUCCGCCGGUCACCGCAUUGGAAGGCUACCUUUGGUUCUCUCACAGCCCCAGGAAGCCAUCUGGACUAUUCAGCAGCUACUUUCGGCAGCAGACUCCCAAAUUAAGGCCUGGAGCUCUAAACUGAUACACAGACCCAGAGAUUGCAAGCCAGUCGCCAGGGAUGGCUGCAUACUGUGACACUCGGACAACCUGAAUGUGCAGCCCUCAGGGGGCGGAGACAGCCAAGCGGAGGCCUUUAAAUGUCACCGCCUGGGCAAGCCUCCGGAAGGCGGAGCAUGAGGUAAAAUGUAUUCCCUAUUGGCAGGACAGAUCCAGAGACAUUUUAGACCAGGGGAACUGAGAUGCAGAAAAGCUCAAACAGACCACGGUAUAAAUAAACCUUGAGGGUGCAUUCAUAUUCA